GAAAUUCUCCCCAACGCCACUCGACGAAAAAUCCGAGACCGAGCACUCUGCCACACCGCAAUUGAAACGUUGGGCCCUCGCUUUUUUGGCUGCAAACGUAUACUUUGCGAAAGGCAGAGGACACAAAUCCAAUCAAAAGCCAGGAUCCUGCGAGUUUUCUAGUGGCAGAAAACUCUUGAAUGAAUCACCCAGAAGCCAAAGAUUGCCCCUCCAAGGACUUGAAAUAAAAACUGCAUCAACAUGAGGCGCCUUAGCAUCCUCUUCGUGUCUGCUCUGUUCUUGCUUCUCGUUGCCCGGCAUGAAGUAUCUGCAAAAAACUAUCUUUUGUGGGCCUUGGGGCUCGAAGAGGACGAGGAGCAAGCCCACGACGUACGAAUGCUCAAGAAAUACAACGAGAAAGCUCGAGCCAGAGUCUCAGACAAUCGCUUGCGACGAAGGACAUACCGCAGAGGUAACAAGGCUGCGGACAUGGCCAAUGUCUCUCCGCAGACUAGAACCAUCCGUAUUCCUGUUACCACCCGGAAGGACGACAAGGGAAAGAAGACAUCAGCAAAGAAGAACGAGGCAGUCCCUAUCCAGCAGGGGAAGACUGAAUACAAACGACACAAAACAUUCAACCUGAGGGAUAAAGUGGCCGACAAGCUCAGCCAUGCCAUCCAGGGCAAGGAUAAGAAGCAGAAACAAGUACAAUACGUCGGCGCCAAGGAUAACUCAAGAUCCAACAGAGGCGGCAGGCAAAAGAAUAAAGAGCCCAAACAAAACGCAAAGCACCAAGGAUCGUACCGACCAGGGAAAGAGGUUAAGCCGGCUGGAAACAACAGGUCGAAAAACGACAGGGGAAAGCAGAAGGAAGACAAGCAGAAAGAUCACAAGCAGAAGGAUAAUAAGAAGAGAUCAGAAAAGAGAUUCAAGACCAAGCUAGAUAACAAGAGAUCAAGAGCCGGUGGAGACAAGCCCCGUGGCGACGGUGGCGCAAAUCGACAUCACAACAAGAGAACUGCUGAAAGACAUCACCGCACAGAGGAAACGAAGAGGGAGGAACACAACCAAAUCAAGCGCCAGCAGGAACACGCGGCUGCAAAUUCUAAACACACGAGUACGGCUACCUCAAAUGGGGGCAGAAAUCACAACAAGAGACUUGAAAAGCACGAAAAGGAGAAGAGAGCGGAGAAGAACGCUGAAAAGCGCCAAGAAGAGCAUGCAGCACGCACCAAGCAAGCCAUUGGGACGAUUGAUGUUACCAUGAGAAACGGAAACACAAACGUUGGAGGGUCUGCGGGCUUCAUCAACGCGAGAACCAGGGCUCAGGCGGAUGCCCAGGCGAAAAAGGGCACUCUCAACAAGAAGAAGGCGGUUUCCACCGGUGCGAACCAUCAGAGAAACAAAAAGCACGUCAACGCGCGACGAAAGGAGGAACAUUUCGAAAGGAAGGCUUUGAACCACAGGAACCACAAGGCUGAGAAAGCAGGAGCCCGCCGCAAACAUGGAAACAAGCGACAUUCAAGACAAAGGGAACUUCUUACUACUCUCCGAAUGGGCGUUGCUUCGCAACAUCACAAACAUCACCAGGGUUACAACAAGCGAAAACAGCAACGGAUACAAAGAGAGAAGGCUGGCCUCAACCGACGACGGAGAGGACACAAAGACAUGGGAAAGCCACAGGUUGACACUGUAACGCUCCGGGAUGGUGGUUUGGACAUGCCAACUAUCGUUUCAGUAGGCGACGCUAACCUUGACACCAAACUGGACACGAUCGAUUUGAGCAGUGCUGAGAUGAAGCUGGACAACACUGGCGCUACCAUUCCGGUCGUUUCGCUGUACUGGGGAAUCUUCAACAGCCCAGAUGCAUGCCCACAACAGCCAUGCAAGCUCGAGGAUGCGUUGAACCCGAACACGAAAGCCUCCAUCAUCCAUGGAACCGGAAAUAUUCCUGAUGCCGACGGCAACGUGAUCCUCGUUGCAUCAAUCUAUCGCACUCCCGAGCACGUGGACUACAGCGGACCGGCACUCCUUGACGGCCUUGCAUUGGAGACUAACGGAGCUCUUUCUUCGGCCGGCUUCUACAACAAAGACGCUUCCGUCGUGAUUGGCAUUCGCAAGGUGGCAUCCGCGGUAAACGAUUCGAUGGCACAGCUGCUUGAAGCGACUGAAUUCGUUGAAUCGAUGGAUCUGUACGACGACUUUGUGCAAUUCUCUAGCUUCAAAGCAGGUCAAACAGGCUUUGAAGCAGUUCAAGCCUUUGGAACUGGGGACAUCGUAGAAGGAGCCAAGGCUCAUCUUACACGCCAGAACGACGUUUUGCAGAUUUACGUGGAGACGAACGUGCAGGACGCAUAGUAUUUGAACUCGUUCAGCCAGCAGCAACCCAGUGCAAGUGUGGAGCGAGCACGAGUUGGUUGCAACAGCUCCGAGUCCAGCUCAGCAACACCGAUUAUGAAAAUUGAAACUUUUAUAUUGGAGGCAGGUGUUUCGAUUGGUGGUAUGAUUUGUUUCGUGCUGUAUGACUUUACCACUUAUACCACCAAUGUGUGUACCUUUCUGGUAACCAUUGAGCCCCGCCAUAGCAAAGGAACCCACUAACAACUGUUCAGUGACUACAAACAGUCCAC
Molecule: messenger RNA, 2609 nt
Organism: Seminavis robusta
Lineage: Eukaryota; Bacillariophyta; Bacillariophyceae; Naviculales; Naviculaceae
Source: the annotation of a GenBank genome assembly